AUGACAUUGUGUUUUAUUGGUGAAUCAAGAGAGCAGCAGGAGAACAAAAAUGAUCAGCCGAUGUCUCAAUGGUAUGACAAAGAAAGUUCAAAGUCAGAAAUUUCAAAAGGUAGUAGUGUUUGUGAUUGUGGUAGUGGUAGUAGUAGUGGUAGUAGUAGUAGAAUAGGUGGGAAUGGUAGUGGUGGUGGUAGACGUAGAACUGGUGGUAGUGGUGACGGUAGCAGUAGUGGUGGUAGUAGUGAUGAUAGCAGACGUAAUAGUGGUGAUCGUUGUAGAAGUGGCGAUGGUAGUAGUAAUGGUGGUGGUAGUAGUAGAAGUUAUUGUGGUGGUGGUAGUAGUACUAGUGUUUGUGGUGUUGGUAGUGGAAGUGGUGGUGUCAGUGGUAGUAUUGGUGUUGGUUGUGGUAGUGGUUAG
Messenger RNA from Mercenaria mercenaria, 414 nucleotides. Its product is annotated as loricrin-like. The record is from RefSeq and is a predicted model, not a curated record. The transcript has 2 exons. NCBI's taxonomy places the organism in Eukaryota, Metazoa, Mollusca, Bivalvia, Venerida, Veneridae. Bases 1 to 414 code for a protein of 137 amino acids.